Molecule: messenger RNA, 2358 nt
Organism: Synchytrium microbalum
Lineage: Eukaryota; Fungi; Chytridiomycota; Chytridiomycetes; Synchytriales; Synchytriaceae
Exons: 1
Coding region: 1-2358 (785 amino acids)
Cellular component (GO): nuclear inner membrane
Molecular function (GO): DNA binding; chromatin binding
Source: RefSeq, a predicted model, not a curated record
AUGUUAGCAGCCGACGUGCCAAACUACUUGCUACCCGAGUAUGACCCAUCAAAAGCCACGACACCUGAGUUGAUGCGUAUACUCAUAACUCAUGAUGUCCCUCUGCCUCCAAAGAAAGAGAAAAAGGAGGUCUAUGUAGGCCUGUUUCAGCAGCACAUUGUUUCUCGACGAGGGCAACUGAUUGCUGAAUAUACUCGACCAGUCCAUGCCACGACUCCACCUGGACCUGGUCAAGCUUCUAUAUCCACUCCUAUCACCGAAAGGAAACGCAAAACUGGAAAUAGUAGAGCCUCAUCCUCGAAAGCUCCUAUAAAUGUUGACGACGAUGAUGAAGAAGUCAACUUCUCCGAUGAUAAUCCAUUCCAGAGUGGUGGUGAAGAGUCUCCAGAGAAGGCGGCUGAUCGCAAAAUGAAGCUCAAACGUCGUAAAUCUGUCGCACCACCAGGAACUGCAGGAGGAAUCAUAUUCUCAGAUGAUGAAGCAACUACUCCUGCUAGUGCCGUUAAACGAAACACAUUAAGGAACAAAACAGGAGCAUCGCCACAACCAUUCAUGUUUAAGACAAGAACUCCAGAUGUAAACUUUAGUAAAACAGGACUCGAUGGACCAUUUGGAGCUGAAGAAGGAAGUGGAGGAAACGGUGCUGGUGCUCCGUCUGGUAGUAGUAGGAAAACAACCAAACGACAACCUGCAAAGCCUCGUCAACGAGCUGCGCAACGAGCAUGGACGGAUGAUGAUGGUAGUAGUAGUCCUCCUAAAACUACGGGUAACAUCAUAGAACUUGAAGACUGGAAGUCUGUAUUGCCUUCUCCUACUACCAGAAUCGCUACUCCCAAACCCGCAGCAACACCAACAGCUCAACGAACCGCUCUGAAGAAGGCCGUACCUCGAAAAGAAAGGAAAGAGGACAAGCCAAAUGAAGUCACAGCUGCCAAUAUGAUAUUUAGGGUCGUGGUCUCUGUCUUCAUUAUAUUGUUACUGCACUGGUUGUAUAUGGUAAAGGAUACUAUUGGGUAUUGUGAACCAUCGAACUCUUAUAAUAGCAAUAAUCUGGAAGCCAUGCACGGUGGAAGAUGGAAUCCCCUCGUGCAUGUAUUACCCUCACAUCUUUGCUUAUCCUGUCCGACCGGUGCAACUUGUGUAGGAGACACAGUUUUAUCAUGCCAGAAUCCCGAGCAUAUCCUUGAACCACUGUCUCCCAUUCCAACGACCAUAUUCCCCCUCAACUAUAUGACCUGUGUUGAAAACAAGUAUAAACUGGCUACCGAAGCUCGUCAAGCUCAACAAGUAGACCGCCUCGUAUCUCACUUGGACCAGGUGGUCAGGUCAUGGAUUGGACGAGCUCAGUGUGGUGAGUUGAGUGCUGAUGAAGCAAGCAUGAUACCUGCAUGGGCUAAGGAUAAUGGACGAGUGUGGGGAAUGCCACCUGCAGAGGCUAAAAGGCAACUACAGCUAGCCAUAGGUCAGAAAUGGUCAUCACAGCGAUUUGAAGAGCACUGGGACUUGCUUCUUCGUCGUAUAACACCCGGUAGUAGCACUCAUUUACCAGCAGCAGCAGUACGGACGGCAUUUGAUAAAACAGGGCGUCAUUUAUUACUCGUUUCGUCACUCGAACCAAUUAUAUCCUUCUCGUGCCGUAUCAAAUCCUCGGUGUGGCAAACCAUCCGUACCUACUCUACACACUUGGCAGUCACGUCUCUAGCAUGUAUCCUAGCUGCCGUGUGGUAUGAUAAAUCGGUAACGACCACUCGAGAGUCCAAAAUGAUAGGAUCUCUUGUUGACGACGUGCUUAAUAGUCUAGCUCAAGCAAACGAACAACACCAAGACGAACCAGAUCGUUAUCCUUUACCCGGUAUCACUGUAGACCAACUCCGAGAUCAUUUAUUACCAGUACCCGUCCAUCGUAGAAGGCUCUGGACUCGCACAUCUGGUAGCACAGGUGAACAACAAACCAGUAAAGAUGUAGAAGGACGUACGAAAUGGCAUCUAGAUGAUGAUGCAUCACGAGAACGCAUAUGGAAGCAAGUCAGUGAUGUGGUGACACGUAAUGCCAUGGUACGAGAAACUAGUAUGGAAGUCAAGGGCGAAAUGCACACUAUUUGGCAAUGGAUUGCAAAUGAUGUCUUGUCGCCACGUCGAUCAAGUAGCAUGGGAAAUUUAACGAGUAUGGGUAGUAGAGCUAGUGGAUUUGGUGGUGGAUUCGGUGCUGGUGGAAGUGGUGGAGGAGCAAGUGGUAGCAGCGUUGGUCAAUAUGGAUCGCCUGUUGUCCCAGCCCUUGCGAAGAGAUUGUCAACCGCUCAACAAGGUCAGGAAGCUGGUCAAAUUACAUCUGGUCCUGAAAAUUACCCAUCAUUGUAG